Sinocyclocheilus grahami is the source of this 5669-nucleotide messenger RNA. Its product is annotated as tight junction protein ZO-2-like. Gene Ontology annotation, biological process: cell-cell adhesion; cell-cell junction organization; protein localization to cell-cell junction. Lineage: Eukaryota; Metazoa; Chordata; Actinopteri; Cypriniformes; Cyprinidae. Gene Ontology annotation, molecular function: cell adhesion molecule binding. The record is from RefSeq and is a predicted model, not a curated record. The transcript has 44 exons. Gene Ontology annotation, cellular component: bicellular tight junction; plasma membrane. The coding region runs from base 126 to 5423 and encodes 1765 amino acids.
UUGUCAGGUGCAUGCAUCUCCAAAAAUGGAGAUAGUACAUUUACUCCCAUAUUUUGGAUACCCUGCUUUGUUUACCUUCCUAUGCUAAUAAGGUAGCCAGUCACAUUUAGUUCUGUCUGGUGGAAAUGGAAGUGAGAUUUAAAGGGACGAAGGCAGUCAUGGAGGAGAUGACAAUAUGGGAGCAGCACACGGUCACGUUAACGAAAGAUUCCAAGGUCGGCUUUGGUUUUGCGGUCUCAGGUGGGCUUGACAAGCCCGUAAACGGGGACUCAGCAGUGAUGGUCUCUGAUGUGCUUCCCAGCGGCCCUGCCAUGGGUCGUCUUCAGACACGAGAUCAGAUAGUUAUGGUGAAUGGCGUUUCGAUGGAGAACGUCACCUCACUUUACACUAUUCAAAAUCUGAGGAAGUGCGGGAAAAUUGCAAACAUUACCGUAAAGAGGCCACGCACAGUUCAGAUCCCUUCGAGCAACAGACCUACUCGUUCUGCCUCACAAUCCAACAUACUAGAUGACGAAAUGCCACAGAGGAGGGGUCAGCGCAACACAGACACCAGCCGUAACCGACGAACUCGAAGCGUGACACCUGACCGCAACGGUCACGACCUUCCCAUCAUGUCCGGCUUCAAGAGACUUCCCAAUCAGGAUGUGCAAGACAAACCUGUCAGAACAACCCUGAUCAAGAAAAAACCCACAGAUGAGUACGGAAUGAAGCUGGGGAGUCAGAUUUUCAUCAAACACAUGACUCCCACUGGUCUGGCUGCCAAAGAGGGCAGCCUUCAGGAAGGAGAUCUUGUUUUGAAGAUUAACGGCAUGACGACAGAAAAUCUGUCCUUGCUGGAGACCAAGCACCUGGUGGAGAAGUCUAGAGGUAAACUGACCAUGUUGGUGUUGAGGGAUGACAGAAAGUUCCUCGUCAGCAUUCCAGAAGUGGAGGACAGUCCUCAAAACAGUGCCGACGAGAAGCGGCAAGACAGUAGCUCGGAGCUGGAUGAAAUCUCAGACCUAGAUUCUGACACCCCCACAAACCGAACAUCCCAUCCAAGAGACCGACGUUCUCGCAGAAAUCGUGCCGAGCCUGUGUCAAAACCACGUGAAUCGCCCCCUUUGCGCUCUACACUCACAAGACUACCCGCCCAGUCAGUGCCCCUUCGCAGAGUUCCCUCCGAGUCUGAAUCGGACCGCGGCAACUCGCCUCCAUCGUCAAGACAUGGCACUCUCGAUAACAGAGACCGAUACAAGGUUCUCUCUGGGAUCUCUGCGCUGCCAAACCCUCGAGCCUCACCCAUCACCCAGAACUGGAACUCCUCCACUGCCUCUCAGCCUCGCAGAGCUGUUUCAGAGUCAGAUUCAGACCGAAGUGCCUCUCCGCCCCCAAAGCGUGAGAGUCCCAGACCUGAAAAUCACUCCAGAUACAAGGUGCUUCCCGAUCUUCCUCCUCCAGGCAUGAAGUCUUCCUCUCUUAGCAUGUCUCAGGAUUCCCCUCGCCGCAUGCCGUCUCCUUACAGGCCUCCACCCAGAGCUGCAUCAGAGUCUGAAUCGGACGAUAGUACCGGACCUCAACGCAGACAGGAGUCCCGCAAUAGAUACAGGGCGACACCUGAGGUCAUGUCAGUCCCCAUAAUGGAUCCCCCAAAAUGGGGCAGUUGUUUGAGCAUCCAUUCUUUUAUUUGUCUAUUCUUUUGUUUGCAGGAUUCCAAGGUCGGCUUUGGUUUUGCGGUCUCAGGUGGGCUUGACAAGCCCGUAAACGGGGACUCAGCAGUGAUGGUCUCUGAUGUGCUUCCCAGCGGCCCUGCCAUGGGUCGUCUUCAGACACGAGAUCAGAUAGUUAUGGUGAAUGGCGUUUCGAUGGAGAACGUCACCUCACUUUACACUAUUCAAAAUCUGAGGAAGUGCGGGAAAAUUGCAAACAUUACCGUAAAGAGGCCACGCACAGUUCAGAUCCCUUCGAGCAACAGACCUACUCGUUCUGCCUCACAAUCCAACAUACUAGAUGACGAAAUGCCACAGAGGAGGGGUCAGCGCAACACAGACACCAGCCGUAACCGACGAACUCGAAGCGUGACACCUGACCGCAACGGUCACGACCUUCCCAUCAUGUCCGGCUUCAAGAGACUUCCCAAUCAGGAUGUGCAAGACAAACCUGUCAGAACAACCCUGAUCAAGAAAAAACCCACAGAUGAGUACGGAAUGAAGCUGGGGAGUCAGAUUUUCAUCAAACACAUGACUCCCACUGGUCUGGCUGCCAAAGAGGGCAGCCUUCAGGAAGGAGAUCUUGUUUUGAAGAUUAACGGCAUGACGACAGAAAAUCUGUCCUUGCUGGAGACCAAGCACCUGGUGGAGAAGUCUAGAGGUAAACUGACCAUGUUGGUGUUGAGGGAUGACAGAAAGUUCCUCGUCAGCAUUCCAGAAGUGGAGGACAGUCCUCAAAACAGUGCCGACGAGAAGCGGCAAGACAGUAGCUCGGAGCUGGAUGAAAUCUCAGACCUAGAUUCUGACACCCCCACAAACCGAACAUCCCGUCCAAGAGACCGACGUUCUCGCAGAAAUCGUGCCGAGCCUGUGUCAAAACCACGUGAAUCGCCCCCUUUGCGCUCUACACUCACAAGACUACCCGCCCAGUCAGUGCCCCUUCGCAGAGUUCCCUCCGAGUCUGAAUCGGACCGCGGCAACUCGCCUCCAUCGUCAAGACAUGGCACUCUCGAUAACAGAGACCGAUACAAGGUUCUCUCUGGGAUCUCUGCGCUGCCAAACCCUCGAGCCUCACCCAUCACCCAGAACUGGAACUCCUCCACUGCCUCUCAGCCUCGCAGAGCUGUUUCAGAGUCAGAUUCAGACCGAAGUGCCUCUCCGCCCCCAAAGCGUGAGAGUCCCAGACCUGAAAAUCACUCCAGAUACAAGGUGCUUCCCGAUCUUCCUCCUCCAGGCAUGAAGUCUUCCUCUCUUAGCAUGUCUCAGGAUUCCCCUCGCCGCAUGCCGUCUCCUUACAGGCCUCCACCCAGAGCUGCAUCAGAGUCUGAAUCGGACGAUAGUACCGGACCUCAACGCAGACAGGAGUCCCGCAAUAGAUACAGGGCGACACCUGAGGUCAUGUCAGUCCCCAUAAUGGAUCCCCCAAAAUGGGCGAAACCCUCAACGCCUGUACAGAGAGCUCCCUCAGAAUCUGAAUCCGAUGCAAGUAACAACUCUCCUCCGAGAACACAGUCUCCAUUCAGUAAAAACUCCAGAAGCAGACCAGAAGCUGAAAUGCAAGCGACUGAAAUCAUCAACAGCCGACAGGAUUCUUCACUCAGAGCAGCUCCAGCCAGACCACCACCUGAAGAUUCCUCUGAAUCAGAAAGGGCCCCAUCACCUGUCAGGAGAUCUGAGAGUCCCAGCUACAACCGCGAGCACAGUUUCCCACGUGCUAAUGGCACUCUCCGCUCUAACGUGUCCAUUCCCAACCACACCACUUUGAGCUCGAAAACUGUAGAGGAGCCACUUUAUUCACUUCCUCCAGAUGCAGUGCCAACACCAAACCUGGGAUACAGCUCAGACCAGAACCAUGUCAGCUUUGUGAAGGAGGGCAGCGUUGGGUUGAGGUUGGUGGGAGGAAAUGAUGUUGGCAUCUUUGUUGGUGGUGUCCAGCCCAACAGUCCAGCCCAGAUGCAAGGCAUGCAAGAGGGUGAUCAGAUACUGGAGGUGAACGGCGUGGACUUUAAUCACUUCACCAGAGAGGAAGCAGCCAUGUAUCUCAUGAACGUCCAUGCUGGGGAGCGCAUCGAUAUCCGGACUCAGAACAAAAUGAACAUCUACAAGAAGAUUUUGAAGUCCAGCCUCGGUGAUUCUUUCUACAUCCGUACACACUUCGACCACGUGGCUGAGAGCAGUGUUGGCUUGAGCUUCACCAGAGGCGAGGUGUUCAGGGUGGUGGACACCAUGCACCGCGGGAAGCUGGGAACCUGGCUAGCUGUGCGCAUGGGCAAUGAUCUACACGAGCUGGAUAAAGGCACCAUUCCUAACCAGACCAAGGCUGAAACUUUGGCCAAUUUGGAGCAGGCACAGAGAAUUAGUGCAGCCGAACGCCAGGCCUCUGGCCCCAGGGCCGAGUUCUGGAAGUUACGGGGUCUCAGAGGGGCCAAAAAGAAUGCCAGAAGAACGCGCGAUGACCUCCUACAGUUGACAAUUCAAGGCAAAUUUCCAGCAUAUGAGAAAGUCGUUCUGAGAGAAGCCAAUUUCAAACGGCCUAUCGUCAUUUUGGGUCCUCUGAACGACAUUGCAAAUGAGAAGCUGGCCCGAGAGUUGCCAGAUGAAUUUGAAGUUGCAGAAAUGGUAUCCAGGAGUGGAAGUGAUAGUUCAUCCAGUGUCAUCAAACUAGACACAGUGAGGAGAAUAGCAGAGCAGGAAAAGCAUCCCUUACUGGACAUUACACCCACGGCUGUAGAAAGAUUGAAUUAUAUCCAGUACCAUCCCAUGGUGCUCUUCUUGGAUCCUCAUAGUCGGAAAGACGUGAAGGCAAUGAGGCAAAAAUACAUGCCAGGCUCCAACAAGAGCUCUCGUCGCCUAUACGCUCAGGCCUUAAAGCUGAGGAAACACUAUAGCCAUCUAUUUUGCGCACGCAUUGAUCUUCAGCCUAAUACAAACAUGUGGUAUGAUGUUUUGAAAGACCAGAUUCGGCAGCAGCAAUCUAAACCGGUCUGGGUUUCUGAAGUUGCGUUGGAGGGAGGCGGUGAGGAAGACCUUGACGCAUUCAGCCAUGCAAACAACUCUGACUACCUCAGUGGUGCCAGCGACUAUGAGGACACCGAUGGUGAGGCCAUUACGGAUGGUGAAGCCUACACGGACAACGAGGACCUGGACGAACCCUCUGUAGGCAUCGCCAGAAACCGUGGCACUGCACUGGCCCGCUCCUCUGAGCCCACCACUGGGCACAAUCAAAGUCCUGAACCUUCCUAUGACCCAGAGCCAUACCUGGAGGAAGAGCCCGAGUACACCCUACCUCCCGGGGAAAUACCUCCCAUCCUCCACGUUCCAGAGCCCCGAUCUCCACGCCUUUUCCCUGACAGUCCCCAACAACAAGACGAUGUCCCCUCACAGCGGAGUUUCACGGAUUCAGACUUCAGCACUGGUGACAUGGCUGCACCACCAGCACCUUCCGAUGUUCCGCCCAACUUCAGGGCACCAGAUCCCAAAGAAGUCCAAUCAGAGACCCCUCCACUGUCAGCCAUAGAGGAGAAACUUCAACAGGCUCGCAUGGCAGAACCAGAAAGGAAACCCUCCCCUUCAUUUAAAGUAUUGGCACAUGACGAAGCCAUGCAAAUGCGGAGAUCACAGAUCAGAGGAAGUGAUAGUGACAGCGAUGAAGACGACAGAGAUAAUGAAGAUGAUUUUGGUGUCGACGAUGACGAAACUGAUGACAUUGAAUGGGGACCUGCCACAGAGCUGUAAUAUACAUGGAUCAUACUGACAUCAGGCACAUGGCCCUCUCAUGUCUCUAGUGUGGACAUUUACACAAUCAAACUGGAAAUAUUUUUUUUUAUUUCCAGUGAGUUUUUUUUAUGCAGUGUCCUUAUGGACUUGUGAUAGAUGACUUUAAUCUUGGAUCGAUUUUGAAGAUUUGUGAACGGAAUUGCUUCCUUUUGUGGGUUUUGUAGUUUUAAUGGAUGUGCUGAGAUCUUUCUCAGGAUUUUAUAA